Lotus japonicus is the source of this 2049-nucleotide messenger RNA. RefSeq lists its product as uncharacterized. The record is from RefSeq and is a predicted model, not a curated record. Bases 606 to 1910 code for a protein of 434 amino acids. NCBI's taxonomy places the organism in Eukaryota, Viridiplantae, Streptophyta, Magnoliopsida, Fabales, Fabaceae. The transcript has a single exon.
UGAAGGAAUACAAAGAUAUCCUUAUGGAGGACACAUCUGAAAUGAACGAGGUGCAGUUAGCAACGCAUCAGCGCCUAGUUGAAUUCGCCAUGAAAGAACUAGGAAUGUCUUAAUUCUUGUUGUUGUCUUUCUUAGCGUGUGCCAAUGUUGUGAUUUUAGCAUUUCUACUUAUUGAUUAUGCAUUAGUGUUGUAAUUUUAGCAUUUCUACUUAUGUGUAUUGCAUCAGUGUUGUAAUUUUAGCAUUUCUACUUAUGUAUUCUGCAUUAAUGUUGUAAUUUCAGUAUUCGAAUUUUUCUUAAUGUGUACUGCGUUUCUACUUAUGUGUUCUAUAUAGCCGUUGGGGAAUAUAGCCGUUGGGGAAUAUAGCCGUUGUGGAAUAUAGCCGUUGGAGAAUAUAGCCGUUGGGGAAUAUAGUCGUUGGGGAAUAUAGCCGUUGGGGAAUAUAGCCGUUGUGGAAUAUAGCCGUUGGAGAAUAUAGCCGUUGUUGUUUCUCUUAUUUAUACAUGUCAUAUUUCAUUCAUCUCAACAUUCAAGAGUUGUUUUGUCCUCUCAUAUUUUCUUCCUCCUAUCCAAUUACACUGAUAGUUUCUCAUUGUGUCAUAGAAUGGAUCCAAACAAUAUGGCCGACUUGGACAUUUACGACGUUGUCAUUGACGAACUUAUCAAUGACACGACUAUAGAAGAUAUGAUGCAGGAGGAGAUGGAGUUUUAUCAACGACGUGCCAACACCGUUAGGCCCAAGCGAACAAGAAAGGUGAUAGAGAGAGAUCGUGAAGCUGGGAACGAGCGGUUGUGGAAUGACUACUUCUCCGAAAAUCCUGUGUACACGGAAGAGCUUUUCCGACGAAGGUUUCGAAUGCGAAAGCAUGUGUUCCUCAGAAUUGUAGGGGCCCUUGGGUCUCAUGACCCGUACUUUUUAAUGUCUGUCGAUGCAGUUGGAAGACAAGGCCUGUCACCAUUACAAAAGUGCACCGCCGCUAUUCGUAUGUUGGCGUACGGAUCACCUGCUGACAGUGUUGACGAGUACGUUCGAAUUGGUGAAAGUACUGCAAUUGAGUGCUUAAAGAAUUUUGUGGAAGGUGUGUGUGCAGUAUUUGGUGGAACAUACUUGAGGCGCCCGAACCAGGAAGACAUUACCCGCUUACUUCAAUGGGGCGAGUCUCGUGGAUUUCCAGGUAUGUUGGGUUCUAUUGAUUGUAUGCAUUGGGAAUGGAAGAAUUGUCCAGUUGCGUGGAAAGGUCAAUUCACCCGAGGUGAUCAUGGAAAGCCCACAAUCAUGCUUGAAGCAGUGGCAUCACAAGACUUGUGGAUUUGGCAUGCAUUUUUUGGCAUUGCAGGUUCUAACAAUGACAUUAAUGUGCUAAAUCAAUCUCCGGUUUUUAAUGAGGUUUUGAGUGGAAAUGCUCCCAUGGUGAACUUUAGCGUGAAUGGAACAAUGUAUAACAUGGGAUACUAUCUAGCAGACGGUAUCUAUCCCCCGUGGGCUACAUUUGUGAAGACCAUCCCAAUGCCGCAAGGAGAAAAAAGGCAAAAAUUUGCGAAAAGACAAGAAGGAGCAAGAAAGGACGUUGAACGUGCAUUCGGCGUUCUCCAAUCUCGGUUUGCAAUAGUUCGUGGUCCAUCACGCUUUUGGCAUCCGAAUGAGAUGAAGUCAAUAAUGUAUGCUUGCAUCAUAUUGCACAACAUGAUUGUUGAAGAUGAGCGCAACACGUACCGAGGUAAUUUUGUUUAUGAUCAGGUCAAUAAUGACAUAUUGGAUGCUGAAGUAGUAAGUGGUCCUAUUCCCGCUUUUAGAAAUAUCUUGGAAAGAAGAGCACAUCAAAUUGAUAGGUCAAUUCAUCACCAGCUUCAAGCAGACUUGGUGGAGCAUAUUUGGCAGCUUCCCGAAAACGAGAAUAAUGAAAAUUAACCUUCAAGUGUUAUUAUGUAUUUCAUUUCAAAUGUAUUGUUGCUUAUUUUUCAUUGUCAUGUAUUUUCUUUCGUCUUUAUUUCUAUCAUUCAAUAAAAUUGUUUUUGCUAGAAAUAACACAAUGUACUUUUUUAUUUUU